AUGUCACAACGCUUAGAAGACGAGCUUGAAGAGCUCCAAUUAACACAGUACUACGACGCGUUUGUAGACCAAGGCUUUGACUCCUGGGAGACGCUUCUCGACAUCACAGAGUCCGAUCUGGACGCCCUUGGAGUCAAGCUUGGCCACCGCCGGAAACUACAACGGCGGAUUGCAAACUAUCGCGGUGUCGCCCAGGACGUCUCUCUUGUUUCACCCACUCGCACGCCCGGAGAAGACUCAUCAAGAACAGACUCCACAACGAAGCAAGAGGCGCCUUCAAACUUCAAUCUCGACAGCCGUGGUGCAGUCCCCGGUGUCCUCGCAAAGCGGAAGUACCGGAGACACCCUAAACCAGACGAGAACGCACCAGAACGUCCGCCGUCCGCCUACGUACUCUUUUCGAACAAAAUAAGAGAGGAUCUGAAGGGCAAGAACCUAUCGUUUACGGAAAUCGCCAAGCAUGUCGGCGAAAACUGGCAGGGUCUGACUGCGGCCGAGCGUGAGCCCUUUGAGACGCAAGCUCAACUCGCCAAGGGCAAGUACAACCAAGACUUGGCCGAGUACAAGAAGACCGACGAAUACAAGCAGUACAUGGUGUACCUGCAGGAUUUCAAGGCCAAGCAUGGCGGCAAUCAGACCCAAGACAACAAUGCAUUCAAGCGGAUCAAGCUCGCUGAUUUCAGCACCACGAACACGCCCAUGCUCGACGGUAGAUUUGCGUCUCCUCCCACAGCGCAACACCACCCUGACCACGGCCGCAGCCUACAUGAACGCCACAUCAAGCGUAACAGCGAGGGAUUGAAUGACCACGGCUCCCAGUACGGUAGCGAAAGUUCCCGCGACAUCGACAGCCACCACGCCAGUGGAAAACGCCACAUUAGAUCCACUGCCUCUGGUUCUGACUGUCAAUACUCGGCCUCGCCCUCGCCUGGACUGAUGCACUCCCCGACGCCUCUCAGCCACCGAAAGAACGACGACGCUCACAGCCACGAUGCUCACUCGUACCGCUCGCCCUCGUCGCGCCCAGCCAGCCGGAGUCCUCACGCUCAUACCGCAACGGUGCUCCCGCCAAGCCAUGGCCAAUCGACGGCAAUCCGACGCAGUGAGAGCGGUGGCAGCGCCCAUAUGGGCCUGCCUUCUCUGUCACGUAUGUUCCACGAUAAUAGACACUCGCACUCGCCAACAACCAUUGGCUCAAUGUCGGGACCAAGACCGGAUACUGGAAGCAACAGCCCCGGCAUGGCUCCGCACAGCAACCACAUGAUGGUCAGCAGCAGCAGUGCCAGCAGCGCAAGCAACGUUAGCAAUGGAUCAGGCACUUCGUCGUACUCGACAGCCAGCAGCAACAGAAGUGGCAGCUACCCGCGCACACCACUCGAAAGCUCGAUGCCAAUCCACACCCUGCUCUCAGAUACCAGCAAGACCCUCUCGCCGACGUCGCCACACAAAUCAUCUGCGUCGUCCUAUCGUGCCCAGCCGUAUUCGCAAUCCAGCUGGCAGCAUCCUUUGAGGCCGCCAUCUCUAACAUCGUGGAACUACCUGCAAGCGAAGUUACCGACGGAGCAUGGACCGGUAGACAAGACCUCGCUGUAG
Molecule: messenger RNA, 1593 nt
Organism: Sporothrix brasiliensis 5110
Lineage: Eukaryota; Fungi; Ascomycota; Sordariomycetes; Ophiostomatales; Ophiostomataceae
Product: chromatin-associated protein
Exons: 6
Coding region: 1-1593 (530 amino acids)
Biological process (GO): regulation of gene expression
Cellular component (GO): nucleus
Molecular function (GO): protein binding
Source: RefSeq, a predicted model, not a curated record